Molecule: messenger RNA, 723 nt
Organism: Loxodonta africana (African savanna elephant)
Lineage: Eukaryota; Metazoa; Chordata; Mammalia; Proboscidea; Elephantidae
Product: testis-specific Y-encoded protein 4-like
Exons: 5
Biological process (GO): nucleosome assembly
Cellular component (GO): chromatin; nucleus
Molecular function (GO): histone binding; chromatin binding
Source: RefSeq, a predicted model, not a curated record
AUGGAGGAUGUGAAAGAACAGGAGCAGGCGGAGGAGCAGGAGCAGCGCGAACAGGCCCAGGCCAAGCAGGCCCGGCCAUCGCCUGGACCCUCCAGCACCCAGCACUUCCUGCAGGCCCUGAAGGCCCUUCAGUUAGAGGUGGAGCCCGUGAACGCCAACGCCAGUAGGGCCUGUUUUCGCCUGAGGCACAAGCAGGUGCACAGUCGCAAGCCUUACCUGGACCACAGAAGCGCCAUCAUCCAGGGCAUCCCAGGAUUCUGGAUUGAGAACCACCCCCAGAUGUCAGCCUUGAUCAGUGAGAAAGACGAAGACAUGCUCCGCUACCUGAUCAAUUUGGAGGUGGAGAAUUCUAUCCAUCCCAAUAACGGCUGCGAAGCCACAUUUUUCUUUCAGAGGAAUCCCUAUUUUUGGAAUGAAGUGAUCAUUAAGGAAUACGAUGUUACCAUCAAUGGAUAUAUGGCAUUUUAGUCCACUCCGAUCCAGUGGUUCCAGAAUUAUGAAUGUGAGGCUCACAGCCACAGGCAUCACGACACCAGCGUUAACUUCUUCAACUGGUUUUCUCUUCCCAACUUCUCAGGGUAUAACGGGAUUACUGAGAUCGUCAGUGAGGACCUAUGGAUUAAUCCCCUGAAGUACUACCUGAGGGAGGACAGAAUCAGGACAGGAAUGGGGAGAGACCAGAUGAGGACCAUGGUACGGGGCAUUGACAUGAGUGUUGUCUAG